AUGGCGACAGACAUUCCCCAAUCGUCUGUCAACGGCACACGUGGCCAUUCGGGGGGGAUUGUGAGUAUUUACACUGGGUUGUUUUUCCUGCUGCAGGUCUUGUGCUUUGGCAGCAUCUGUGUGCUGUACUCCACAGUGUGCCUGCUCGUCUUCCCCACGCCGUCUCACCCCGCCCGGCUGCGCUGCGGAACCGAUCUCCUCGCAGACUUAAUAUUUGUGUGCGGCGAGCGGGGAAUCUACCUAGGGAAAGGUAACUGGUCUGGAUACGGUACAAGGCGUAGAGGCAAAGGAAUAGUGGACCACUGCUGCCAGUCGGCUGGCUGUGAUCUGCAGCACCUGGAAAUGUACUGCGCCAAAGCCAAAGACCUCCCCCAGCAACACACCACCCCACAGCCCAUCAGCCCAGCACCAAACGGCUCACAAGCAAGUGUGGAACAGCAAUUUGAAGUAGUAUUUCAAAAGCGGCUUACAGAGCAUCUAGGGCCUCCCAACAGCCAGAAGAGGAAGAACUAUAGAAGGAAAUCACAAAAUGUGCUCAAGAGGAAGAAACCGGCUUCACCGUCCAGGAGGCUCCCAACUCAACAGCCGACCAGCCGGCCUUCUCCGGUCUCUCAGAGUCCCCUCAGAGGAUUCACCACACUCACAUGA
Lampris incognitus (smalleye Pacific opah) is the source of this 648-nucleotide messenger RNA. RefSeq names its product insulin-like growth factor 3 (gene igf3). Gene Ontology annotation, cellular component: extracellular region. The transcript has 4 exons. Gene Ontology annotation, molecular function: hormone activity. The record is from RefSeq and is a predicted model, not a curated record. Bases 1 to 648 code for a protein of 215 amino acids. Lineage: Eukaryota; Metazoa; Chordata; Actinopteri; Lampriformes; Lampridae.